AUGGUGAGAAAAAGUUUGUGUCUGUGUUUUGGCGAGAAAGCGUGUCGUAAAGGCCGCACCUGCUGUCUUAUGGAAGCUCUGCGCAUCGGAUUGUGGUUGAAAAUCCGCAACACCAACCCCACUCUUGUCGGGCAGAUUUCGGCGUCAAAGAGCCUGCCCUGCUUUGCCACACAAGCCAUAGAAGCCAGGACAUCUGCGGAGUCUUGGCGUGCAUCAGCUUCUCUGUGUGUGUGUGUGUGCUUGCGUGCGUCCAAAUCUCGAGCGCGUUUGGCUUUCGGAGCUGCGAAAGGCAUGCUGUGUGUUACAAGCGGCGACCAUGUCAGGAGGAAGGAGAGGGGCCCGUGUUGUUCGCCAUGGUGA
Messenger RNA from Knipowitschia caucasica, 360 nucleotides. The record is from the annotation of a GenBank genome assembly. Lineage: Eukaryota; Metazoa; Chordata; Actinopteri; Gobiiformes; Gobiidae.